AUGCCACCGACUAAACGACCUUUGGCGCAAGCCGACACGAACGUGAUUCUGCCGCCGAAGAAGAAACAGAAGGAGAAGGAUGUUACACUUAUUGAUGAUCACGCAUCGAAAAGUAAGGGAGAGUUGGUGGAGUUGUUGAAGGAGCGAUCCAUGCCGAGUAACGGGACGAAGGAUGUCUUAAUCCAGAGGUUGAGAGAUAAUGAUGGACACGUCGCGUCCAGGGAUUCAGGAAAGACAGAGCGCAGGAAGUCUGCGAGGAUAGAUGCUGCAGAGCAAAGUGCGAAGAUGAAGGAAAGGCGCGAAGAAGGCUUGAAAGAUCUAUGGACUGUCAAGAAUAAAGCAUUGGCUUCUCCGAGUGCGCCAAUCGUCGAGACGUCUUCCGCGACAUCUGAGAGGAACUCGGCCGCAGUUCCCCCACAAAGCUCGCAUGGGCAUCGCAUCAAUUAUAGAACAAAGGAUAAUAGUAAAUUGAGGGCAUUGUUACGCGAUUGGCGAGUGAUGCAGCCGGAGGAGGUGGAGAGUAUGGAUAGGAUGGCGAUGAUCGAGAGGCUUGAAAGACAUGAGAUGAGGGGUUACGGAGAUGAUUAUGAGAGUUUGACCUGUGAUCAACUUUCCACAUUAUUAAGUGCACGGCUACUUCCAAGUAGUGGAGUUACGAAAGCGGCGCGAAUGGAACGAUUGAGAUACGAUGAUGCUUUGGAUCGAGACAAUGGGAAUUUGGAAGAGCGUAGUCUGUACACUAAUCUUGUGAUUUGUCAAAAUGAGAUACAGAGAUAUGAACAAAUGUUGAAUUGGGUUUAUGAUGAGGAAGGGGAAAAGUUAUACCAAAAUUUGGGUGUGGGGCAAUUGAGAUCCCUAGUGGACUUGAGGCAACAAGGGAGAAAGAUAAAAAUUGUUUGUGAAGAUUCUGAAUUAGUUGAAUGGUUAGAAGCGGAUGACCAAAAGCUGGCGCGAAAGAAGAAAGUCGAAGUAUCCAGUCUCAUGGGAUGUGAAGUCCCCGAGGAGCUGGAACGAUGGGAAAAGAAACUUGCGGAUACGAGAGUGGAAUUAGAGAGUAGGAUAGGCCAUCCACUCCCAGCCGAGGUAUCAAUGCAGGAAUCGUUCAAAUACGAUGUUCCUGUUGUUACGAAGAAAGCUGGGGACCAAGGAGCCUUGAAUUGUGAUCCUAAAAAGACGAAUUGGGGACUAUUCAGUUCUGGGGAGCUUUGCAAAAUUGCUAGGGAGAAAGGUGCACCAGGUUAUGGAACAAGAGAUGCGAUGAUCAAAUGGCUUGAGACUGGGAUCCUUGAGUAUGAGGAUAUGCACAUCGAGUCGCUUAGGGAACAGUGUUGGAAGCGCUUAGUGCCGCAAUACAGUAAUGAUGAUAAGGAAGCUUUGAUAGAAAGACUUAGAAUUCUGGAUAAGUAUGAGGAAGAUAGCGAGGAGAGCGCUUCAAGGGAGGCUAGCGAAGUUGCCGAUGCCGAAAGUGUUGAUGAAGGCAGUGUUGAUGAAGGCAGUGUUGAGCAGGAUGACAAGAUUGUUUCGAUUGCAGGGCCAUCCGCAACUGGCACCGUGUCUAGUGACUCGCCAUAUGCAAAGAAAGACAAUAGUAUGCUUCGAGUUUUACUCCGAGAUCGACACCUUCAAAUUUCCGGUACACGGGAAGAAAUGAUUCAUCGCUUAGAAACUUCUGCUUACAAUUACGAAUCCUACACUUCCGAAAAGCUGUCACGUAUACUCAAGCGUCGGGGAUUCACCAAUGCCUCUCGCGGUAACAAAGCACUCAAAGUCGAGCGACUGAAGAACAGCGAUGAAGAUCUCUGCGACCGAACCAACUCGGAAGUAAUGGAGUUGUACAGAGAAGCCCAUAAAGAUGACCAAAAAAUCAAAUACGUAGAGGCAGCUCUGAAAGCUUUAGCUGGAAAGAAAAUCUCUUACCAGAACUUGGAGCCCCCUGCCCUUUUGAUUCUUGCAAACAAUAUGGGAAUACAGACAAGUGGGGAUUAUGAUGAGAUACGAGCGUCAUUUCGAGCUGAUUGCGAUGAGCGGGGCCGUCAGAUCAGUGAUCCUGACUACAGAGAGGGAUCUAUUGAAAGAUUGGAGUUUUUGCUGGACAUGUUUAAAUCCGAAUCUACGAUAGAGAAAGCAGAGCUGAGAAGGAUUUUAAAGCACCCUUGUUUGGAUGUAGCAGCUGUUAUAAAGCAAUGUGAUGAUGUGUGGGUCCGCGAUCGUGAGAUCGUGGAAAAUCACGAGUCCGAAUCCACAUUAAAAGCUCAACUGGAUUCUCAUGCGACAAAAUCUCCCACCCCAAGAUCGCCAAAGCCAGGACCUAGAAAACGAAAGCCGUUCUGUGAUCAUGAUUGGAAAGACUCACAUUGGGCGAAUAGGAGCAUGAGAGAUUUACUUGACAUUUGUGAAAGGAGAGGAAUGAAACUCCACGGCACGAGAGCUAUAUUGAUCAAGUACAUUGAGACUGGCGAGAUCGACUAUGAGGACCUAUAUGUUGAUGAUCUGAAAAGUAUGUGCGAGAAGCGGCGAAUCAGAUGUAAAUCCAGCGCAAACAGACUUGAUAUAGCGAAGCUAUUGAGGGAGACUGACGAGAAAGAAAUUGCUUAUCGGGAUCUGGGAGUUCCAGCUCUAAGAAAAUUGUGUAAGGAACGUGAGAUGAAGGUCAAGUCAAAUGAACCAAGACAGGACUUGAUAACAGAUCUUAGAGUAGCUGACGAAAGGACUGGGCGGGUAUAG
Molecule: messenger RNA, 2724 nt
Organism: Botrytis byssoidea
Lineage: Eukaryota; Fungi; Ascomycota; Leotiomycetes; Helotiales; Sclerotiniaceae
Exons: 1
Coding region: 1-2724 (907 amino acids)
Source: RefSeq, a predicted model, not a curated record